Molecule: messenger RNA, 2940 nt
Organism: Dermochelys coriacea (leatherback sea turtle)
Lineage: Eukaryota; Metazoa; Chordata; Testudines; Dermochelyidae
Gene: ZNF668
Product: zinc finger protein 668
Exons: 2
Coding region: 277-2034 (585 amino acids)
Biological process (GO): regulation of transcription by RNA polymerase II
Molecular function (GO): DNA-binding transcription factor activity; RNA polymerase II cis-regulatory region sequence-specific DNA binding
Source: RefSeq, a predicted model, not a curated record
GCCCCCAGGCCCUGGAGUCUAGCAACCCCCCCACCCCCAGCCUGGUGGCAAUAAAUCCCCCAGGGCUGGAGGCCUGCUGGGCUAUGGGGGGGCGGGGUUAAUAUCCCUUUAAGCGGCUCCUUUGCUUUGCAUUUCUCCCCCCCCUUGUCUUCUCCUCCCUCUGGGUCCUAGGGGCUGACUCAUUCCGCUCCAGCAGGGAGCAGGGACCAGCAGCUCGAGCAGCAGCAAAGAAGAGGCAGAAGCCAGAGAGCAGCCCCCUGUCCCUCCCCCGCAAAGAUGGAGGAGCCCGAAGUGAGCAUCGUGGUGAAGCUGGAGGGUGACUCGGAGGAAGAGGAGGAGAAAGAAGAGGCUGUCAGCUAUGCCAAGUGCGGCCGGCGCUACAAGUGCCUGGCGUGCAGCAAGACCUUCCCCAACGUGCCGCGGGUCCUCCGCCACGCCAAGUGCCACGCUGCGGGGGGCACCGCCACAGCCAAGCACACCUGCCCCAGCUGCGCCAAGGCAUUCCCCGACCGCUCGCAGCUUCACAAGCACCAGCUGAGCCACUCAGCCGAGCGCCCCUUCCAGUGCCCGCAGUGCUCCAAGGCCUACAAGACGGCGCCGGAGCUGCGUAGCCAUGGGCGCAGCCACACGGGCGAGAAGCCCUUCAUCUGCCAGGAGUGCGGCAAGGCCUUCAUGCAGCCAGUGUGCCUGCGAGUCCACAUGGCCCGGCACACCGGCGACCUGCCCUUCCGCUGCUCCCACUGCGCCAAGGGCUACGGCACGCUCUCCAAGCUGAAGAUCCACCAGCGAGCCCACACGGGGGAGAAGCCCUACACCUGCGGCGAGUGUGGCAAAGCCUUCGCCGACCCCUCGGUCUUCCGCAAGCACCGGCGCAUCCACGCCGGCCUGCGCCCCUACCAGUGCGGCGCCUGCCAGAAGACCUACGCCGAGCUGAAGGACCUGAAGAACCACGAGCGCAGCCACACCGGGGAGAAGCCCUUCCUCUGCUCCGACUGCGGCAAAGCCUUCUCUCGCUCCUCCUCGCUCACCUGCCACCAGCGCAUCCACGCGGAGCAGAAACCCUACCGCUGCGGCCAGUGCGGCAAAGGCUUCACCCAGCUCUCGUCCUACCAGAGCCACCAGCGCACCCACUCCGGGGAGAAGCCGUUCCUCUGCCCGCAGUGCGGCCGCAUGUUCUCUGAUCCCUCCAGCUUCCGGCGCCACCAGCGGGCCCACCAGGGCGUCAAGCCAUACCAGUGCGACAAGUGCAGCAAGGCUUUCCGCCAGCCGGCCGACCUGGCCAUGCACCAGCGGAUCCACACCGGCGAGCGCCCCUACAAGUGCCUGCAGUGCGACAAGACCUUCGUGGCCUCCUGGGAUCUCAAGCGGCACCAGCUGGUGCACUCAGGCGAGCGGCCCUUCCAGUGCGGGGAGUGCGGGAAGAGCUUCGCCGAGCGGGCCAGCCUCACCAAGCACCACCGGGUGCACUCGGGCGAGCGGCCCUUCAAGUGCGGUCGCUGCGGCAAGACCUUUGUGGUCUCCUCCAGCCUCCGCAAGCACGAGCGGACCCACGGCGAGCGGCGGGGCGGCGGGGAGGAGGAGGAGGAAGAAGAAGCAGGAGCCGCGGCCCGCCACGUCUGCCGAUUCUGCGGGGCCGCCUUCGGCGAGGCUGCGGGGCUGCGGCGCCACCAGCGGGGGGAGCACCCGGAGGCGGCCCCCGGGGUGCCCACCUGCGCCGAGUGCGGGGAGGCCUUCGCCUCGCCCUACGACCUGCGCAAGCACGAGCGGCUCCACCCCGGCCUGCGUCCCUUCCCCUGCCCCGAGUGCGGCAAGGGCUUCUCCGACCGCGCCGGCCUGCGCAAGCACGAGCGCAUCCACUCCGGGGUGCGGCCCCACGCCUGCCCCCGCUGCGGCAAGGCCUUCCUCGGCGCCUCCGACCUCCGCAAGCACCUGCGCACCCACGGCCCCGCCCCCAGCCCACCCCUCGACGAGGCCGCCCACCCCGCCAAUGGGCCUGGCGGCUGCCUGCCAGAGGAACUGCGCCCGUCCUCCUGAGCCCCUGCCCCCCUUGGGGGGGGGGGCUCUGUGUGCCGCUGGGGCCCCUCCCCGCUCUGGGGGGUGUGGCUUCUUGGUAAACCCCCCCACAGGUGGGAUAGCCCUCUGAUCCCCCUUGGGCUCCUUGCCCUCCUCAGCCAUCAUGGGGGUGUGGGACAAUGCUCCCAGGCACCAGCCCUCUAGAAGAUUAUGGCUAUAUGUCCCGUCCCCCCCCAGGACUCCUCCCUCUCCUGAGUCCCUCCAGGAUAUGGCUCUGAGCCCCUAAGCCCCACUCUCUCAAGGACCAUAGCUGUCUGCUCCCCUAGAGCCCCAUGGGGGCGUGGCUCUGUGCUCCCGGGCUCCUCCCCUUCACUCUAAGGGCGUGGCUAUUGGACACUCCCUCCAGGUGGUGUGACUGUCUCAUCCUCUGGGCCUUUCCCUCGGCUGAUCUCCCAUGGGGGGUUGCUUUUUGUUCCCCAAAGGGGGGGGCCUCUACACAGAGCCUCCUUUUCUUGUCCCUCCGCUCCCUUUACAGCUGGGGUAGAAGGCGGGGGAGAUUAUGAAAGGAGGACAGCACAGUGGCUCAGUGCCCCUCCCUUCCCCAGGGGGCGUGGCUGUGCUGGCCCCUCCCUUCCCCAGGGGGUGUGGCUCUCUGCCCCCAGGCCCCGCCCCCUCAGACAUGGCUGGCUGGUGAUACGCGGUCCGCAUGCGUAUAAGUCUGCGGGAGAGAAGUGGAGCAAUGCGUGAGAGCAAGGGGCUGAUUCGCUUCUGGGUGUGGCGGGGGGGAGCUGGAAGGGUUUGUCGGGCCGGGGGGCUCGAACUGCAGGUAGGGGAACUGCUCGUGGUAGCCGCUGACACAAGCCUCUUUGUAAACUGGCCUCCUGCCGCUGCUGUGAAAAGACAAUGAAAUAAACCCCUCUUUUUGUA